Messenger RNA from Pocillopora verrucosa, 1510 nucleotides. RefSeq lists its product as uncharacterized. The record is from RefSeq and is a predicted model, not a curated record. NCBI's taxonomy places the organism in Eukaryota, Metazoa, Cnidaria, Anthozoa, Scleractinia, Pocilloporidae. Gene Ontology annotation, cellular component: nucleolus. Gene Ontology annotation, molecular function: microtubule binding.
GGUAUGAUGUUUGCGAUCAGCCGAUUUCGAAAUGGCAGUAAGAAACAACAGAAAAAAUGAUCGUGAGCUUCGCUUCUUUCGCUAUGAUUGGGCUAUUUCACGAUACAGAUGGAUAGAUGAAAAUUGUCGUAAUACAGUGUCUGGUUUCGGAACCGUAGAAAACUUGAACUUGGUCCAUUCUUCGUCAGAUGUCAAGAUUUCAUUCAGGAAACAUAUUUCCCAAGAGGACUUGAAAACUCAUGUGAUCACAACUAAGAAAGAAAAGAUAGUCACAAAAAGUCAAAGUCUUUGCUCCUUACAACCAGAAAAUGAAGCUCAAGAGAUUGCCAAGGGACAUGGGACAAUGAUAAGUGUUUUACAAAGCAGACUUCUUAGAUUGAAAGCAGCUCAAACACUUUGGCACAAGGACACCAAUGCUUUGAUAGAGUAUCUCCUGCGGUUGAAAGAUGAUGCAGUGCUGGUUGACAUCAUGCCAUUUCUGACAUGCAGCAGAGUGCGUGAUGUGUCACCCGAAGGACAGGCCUUGUCAAUGGGGGCAUGUCUAGAAAUUUUACCUGCACUUGAGAGACUCCUUACAUCUAAAUUCGAAGAUUACAUUAUUGCUGGACUGGACAUGAUCAGGGAAAUGGUCAAACGCUGGUGGAUGCAAUUGAAAGCUGCAACAAGUAAAGGUGUGGAGCCAGAGUGGCAGAGAUGCAGCAGGAGUGUGAGCGGCAUGUACAUGGCAAUCGUUUCUCUUUCUGCCAUCAUUGUCAAAGUUUCUAAAAGAAAGGGACCAGUGGGUGAGAAAGCUCUCGUUGUCACCAGGCUGUUAGAUCUACUAUGAAACAGUGUGUAAUUGGGUAGAGCGGUGAUUAAAUUGUACAUAGGCUGAUGAACAUUGGAAUGGUUUACACUGUUAACAAAUGCUAUUUAUUUGUUGUAUUUAUUAUUUAUUUGUUCAUUUUUAUCUUAUAUUCUACAACUUACGUGGUAUCUGUUUUGACAUGGAUAAUGUAUUAAAAGAUGUGUUAGAUCUCAGUUCUGUCAACAAGUUAUGUUUGAAAUAUGAUAUUUGACGUUUUUAAUUUGAGCCUAUACAUUCACUCGGAUCAUUGACAUUCUUCAGAGCUUUCAAGUAGUUUUCACCCUUUAACUCCCAUGAGUGAUGAUACAGAAUUUUUCCGCACAAUGUCACUAGAAUAUCAGGCAGACAAGGGAUAAGAAUAAAAAGACUAGAAUACACUUGUACCCUACAGGGUUAAUUCAUUCAGCUCUCCACGAGUUUUUACGAGUGGAUGGACUGUUCAGCGAAUGUGAGCAGAAGACUCGUUAGUUCGAAAGUAGUUACGCUUUUCACAGAGCUAGAAAUCCUUGUAAAACACCGUAGUUUAUACUAAACCAUCAAUGAGGUGUGGCGGGGACUAGCUAUCGAGCACACCACGCCCGGCGAAAAGCACCAAGACUCUCGAAUUGUCUUUUUCUGCCUUCUUUAACUGCUCGGUUCUCCAGUACACAAUUCCACUUACAU